UCAGUUCAGUUUUUGAAUCGAACGCGUAAGGCAGCUUCUCGAAAUGUGGCGCCAUUGCAUCCUGCAGCAGACAGCCCGCCGGGGGCUCAGCCAACAAGCCAGCAAAGGAGCAGGAGGCGGAAGAACUAGGCAGGAGCCGAGUGGAGCCCUGCCAGCAUCGGCAGAUGUGGUAGUUAUUGGUGGGGGCUCAGCUGGAUGCCAUACCCUGUAUCACCUGGCGCGACGAGGGGUCAAAGCCGUGCUCCUGGAACGUGCUCAACUGACUGCCGGGACCACCUGGCACACCGCCGGCUUGUUGUGGCGCCUACGACCCAAUGACGUUGAUAUCCAGCUGCUGGCAAACUCCCGGCGCAUACUCCAACAAUUGGAGGAGGAAACUGGUCUGGAUCCGGGUUGGAUUCAAAACGGCGGCAUCUUUAUAGCCCACAAUGAAACGCGUUUGGAUGAGUACCGCCGGCUGGCCACAGUGGGCUCUGCUCUGGGGAUAGAAAACCAAGUAUUGAGUCCUGAGGAGACACAAAAGCUAUUCCCUCUCUUGGAUCCUUCGGCUUUUGUGGGAGCACUCUACUCCCCAGGUGAUGGUGUCAUGGAUCCAGCUAUGCUAUGUUCUGCCCUCAAGAAGGCUGCCACCAAUUUGGGCGCCCAGGUGAUCGAAAACUGUGGAGUGGAGGAUCUGAUAGUGGAGCAGACUGCCAGAGGUAAGAAAGUAACUGGAGUAGCCACAUCCUUUGGUGAUAUCAAAACGGAGAAGGUGGUCAAUGCCACUGGAGUAUGGGGUCGCGAUCUGGUGGCCAAGCACGGCACUCAUCUUCCCCUGGUGCCAAUGAAACACGCAUACAUCGUUUCCGAAUCGAUUCCUGGAGUUAGGGGCUUACCAAACAUCCGAGAUCACGAUUACUCCACGUACUUCCGCAUCCAGGGCGAUGCUAUCUGCAUGGGUGGCUACGAACCGAAUCCUAUUUUACUGGAACCGGUUCCCAAGGACUUCCAUUUCGGUCUUUACGAGCUGGAUUGGUCUGUAUUCGAAACGCAUGUCGAAGGUGCCCAGAAACUGUGUCCCAGCUAUGCCAAAUACGGAGUUAAAAGCACUGUCUGUGGCCCGGAAUCUUUCACUCCGGAUCACAAGCCUCUGAUGGGUCCCGAUCCCAUCCUGGACGGACUCUACCACAACUGCGGUUUCAAUUCGGCUGGCAUGAUGUUUGGCGGAGGAUGUGGCGAGCAGACUGCUCUCUGGGUCAUCCAAGGGCAGCCAGAUCUACCCAUGUUCGGCUUUGACCUGCGAAGAUUUACUCCGGAACAAGGCAAGGCCACCCAGUGGAUCAGGGAGAAGUCACACGAGAGCUACGUGAAGAACUACAGCAUGGUUUUCAAAUACGAUCAGCCUUUAGCUGGACGAGACUUCCAAAAGGAUCCGCUGCACGACGAAAUGAUCAAGGCAGGAGCUAUGAUGGAGGAGAAACAGGGCUGGGAACGUCCCGGCUUCUUCCUGCCCUCCGGUGCCGCAAAAGCAGUGGUGCAACCCUACGACUGGUAUGGCAGCUAUGGGCACCAGAGGAACGCGGAUAGCGAGUAUGAGAAAGUUUUGGAAGGAGAUCUUCACUACAGCCGCUUUUCGGAGCAUCACGAUCUGAUUGGAUCGGAGGCUCAGGCCUGCCGCAAUAAUGCUGUUGUCUUCAACAUGAGCUAUUUCGCAAAGAUUCUACUGGAUGGUCCUCAAGCUCAGGAGGCUGCAGAUUGGCUCUUCUCCGCUAACACUAAUCGUGAUCCCAGCAAAACUGUUUACACUUGCGCUCUCAACGAUGCUGGAGGUGUGGAGGCGGAUGUGACCAUUUCCCGUCUGUUGCCUGGUUCCGGCAAAGUUCACGAUCCCAAGAUCAGGGAUCAGGGCUUCUACAUUGUGGCAGGAGGAGCUUCAGCCUUCUAUUCUUACAGUGUCCUGCAAGCUGAGAUCCGUAGAAAGGGUUUCGAUGCCAAACUGAAGGAUCUGACAGCCGAAUUAGGAGUCAUUUCCAUCCAGGGGCCCAACAGCCGUAAGAUCCUGGAGCCCCUGUUAGACUGCAGUCUAGCCGAUGAUACCCUACCUCCAAACAGCACCUGCCUGGCCAAAUUUGGCGGCGUGGACCUGCGCCUCCUGCGGGUGAGCUUUGUGGGGGAACUGGGCUACGAACUCCACGUGCCCAAAAAGGAUUGUGCGGCUGUCUAUCAAAACUUGAUGAAGGCAGGAGCUAGCCAGGAUUUGCGCAAUGCCGGCUAUCGAUCGCUUUACUCUCUGAGCAGCGAGAAAGGCUAUCAUCUAUGGAGCUUCGAUCUUCGCCCGGAUGACACUCCACUCGAGGCGGGAUUGGGAUUCACAUGCCGCAAAAACGGCGACUAUCGCGGAAAGGCUGCCAUCGACCGGCAAAGAGCUGAGGGAGUUAAGAAGCGCCUGGUCUACUUAACGCUUCAGGAUCAAGUGCCUAUUUGGGGUCUAGAGGGCGUCUAUCGGAAUGGCCAGCCAGUAGGCAUCUUGCGCCGGGCUGAGUAUGCCUACACUUUGGGAAAAUCCCUGGGACAGGCCUACAUUGCCCGGCCAGAUGGCCAGAUCAUCGAUACCGAUUAUAUCAAGAGCGGGGAAUACGAGGUGGACAUAUUGGGUCGGAGAUACCGUGCCGACUGCCACUUGCGCAGCCCAUUCGAUCCGACGGGCCAACGGGUUCUCGGUAACUACGCUUCGGAGUCUAAACCUAAAAAAUAAAGACAUGAUCCUUUCGCUUCCAA
Molecule: messenger RNA, 2757 nt
Organism: Drosophila ananassae
Lineage: Eukaryota; Metazoa; Arthropoda; Insecta; Diptera; Drosophilidae
Gene: Sardh
Product: sarcosine dehydrogenase, mitochondrial
Exons: 3
Coding region: 44-2734 (896 amino acids)
Cellular component (GO): mitochondrial matrix; mitochondrion; cytoplasm
Molecular function (GO): protein binding; sarcosine dehydrogenase activity
Source: RefSeq, a predicted model, not a curated record